Messenger RNA from Megalops cyprinoides (Indo-Pacific tarpon), 2333 nucleotides. RefSeq names its product inhibitor of growth protein 3-like. Gene Ontology annotation, cellular component: NuA4 histone acetyltransferase complex. NCBI's taxonomy places the organism in Eukaryota, Metazoa, Chordata, Actinopteri, Elopiformes, Megalopidae. The coding region runs from base 93 to 1352 and encodes 419 amino acids. Gene Ontology annotation, biological process: regulation of DNA-templated transcription. The transcript has 12 exons. The record is from RefSeq and is a predicted model, not a curated record.
AGCCUUUUUUCUUUGAGGUAAAGCUGUGGACGGCGCCAUAUUGAAAGACAGAAAUUCUUUUAACAAACGUCUAAAAUAUAAAGAACGCCAAAAUGCUGUACCUAGAGGACUACUUGGAGAUGAUCGAGCAGCUACCCAUGGAUCUGCGCGACAGGUUUACGGAAAUGAGAGAGAUGGACCUGCAAGUUCAGAAUGCCAUGGAUCAGCUGGAGCAGCGCGUGAACGAGUUCUUCAUCAACGCUAAGAAGAACAAGCCUGAGUGGCGGGAAGAGCAGAUGGAGAUGAUAAAGAAGGACUAUUAUAAAGCAUUGGAAGAUGCAGAUGAGAAGGUUCAAUUAGCCAAUCAGAUUUAUGAUUUGGUGGACCGCCACCUCAGGAAACUGGACCAGGAGUUGGCCAAGUUCAAGAUGGAACUGGAGGCCGACAACGCUGGCAUCACAGAGAUCCUGGAGAGACGUUCCCUGGAGAUGGACAGUCCGUCUCAGCCUGUGAACAACCACCACGCCCACUCCCACACCACAGUGGAAAAGAGGAAAUACACAACACCGGUACACCACACAACUGAGCAUGUCCCCGAGAAGAAGUUCAAAUCCGAGGCCCUGCUGUCUACCCUCACAUCUGAUGCUUCGAAAGAGAAUACACCCGGCUGUCGGAGCAGCAGCAUGUCCUCCGCUUCGAACAGUGUGUACAGUGUCAACUCCUCGCAGCCCCUGGCCUCCUACAACCUCAGCUCCCUGCCUGCAGGGGCGGGUGCAGGGGCGGGGGCUAUCACCAUGGCGGCCGCGCAAGCCGUGCAGGCCACCGCCCAGAUGAAGGAGGGCCGGAGAACGUCCAGCCUGAAGGCCAGCUACGAGGCUGUCAAGAACAGCGACUUCCAGCUGGGCCGCGACUUCGGCCUGUCACGCGACGGUGCCGGCUACCCCUCCUCUGCACUGGCAUCCACCCUCACGCAGACGCUGACGCCCACUACUUCCACCGACUCUCGCAGCGGCCGCAAGACCAAAAGCAACACAAAGUCUUCAAACCACCAGUCUUCUUCCUCGUCGUCCUCUUCCUCCCUGUCGUCCUGCUCCUCUUCCUCAGCCCUGGCCCAGGAGCUGUCCCAGCAAGCUUCAGUACUCCCUGAGUCCGAAACCAACAGCCAGGUGGACUGGACCUAUGACCCCAACGAACCCCGAUACUGCAUCUGUAACCAGGUGUCUUACGGCGAGAUGGUGGGAUGUGAUAACCAGGAUUGUCCCAUCGAAUGGUUCCACUACGGCUGUGUGGGUCUGUCUGAGGCCCCCAAGGGGAAGUGGUAUUGCCCACAGUGCACUGCGGCUAUGAAGAGGAGGGGCAGCCGGCACAAAUAAGCACCCUCGCCGCGGCUGGAUGCCCAUCCUGCCACCCCUUCACCCUCUAAAUGAACUGUCACUCACGGACGUGCAUGAAUUCUGCAAAGUGGGCAUACCAGCUGUCUCCACACAGGGCCAAGUGCGCCCUUUGUGAGUUUUGUACAAAGACUUCAUAUGGAUGUCACCUUCUGUUAACCUGUGUGUGUGUGUGUGAGAGAGAGAGAGAGACAGAGAGAGACUGACUCAAGAGCCCUGCAUCAGAUGCCAAGAAGAAAAUACAGGAAAUGCAUUCCAUACAGCGGAUGAAAGCGCACCACCACUGUUGCAGCACAACAUCUGUAUUGUUCUUUUUAUUAUUCAUCUGUAAAUGAUGUCUUCAAAAAAACCCACAAAGGAACAUCGUAACACACUGAUCUCAAUGUUUCUGAGGGAACAGUAUAAUUCUGAGAGGAUGAAAGUGAGCUUCGAGAAGGAAGUAAUGGUAGUGGUGAUUACACAGACGCCAUUCAGCCAACACCCUCUCCAGCAAAGCCAUGGCGUUUUCCUGGUGUCCGUUACCGUGUGUGCAGACAACGCCUAUCCUUUUACUCUAUCUAUUACUCCUUUUUUCCUCCUACGUUGAAAAUCAUGCACAGUGUUUUCAAAGUCAAAUAGUUUUGAUAAUCCCAGGAUUUGGACAUCUUUUAGCAGAAGCAGACUUCAGCAUCUAAUUUGCCUUUAGCUCAGUGAUGCGAUUUGUAAAUAUGAUCUAAUACUGUUGUGUUCUGAAAGAAAUCACCUGCAUCAGCAGUAGUGUGAGGAUAUAACUUUAUUGGUUUUCUCCCUUGGAAUUAUUUUACAGGACAACACAAUUUUACACAGAUCAAAGUUACAUGUACUGAGUUUAUAAGUAAUUUUGCAGUCAACAUGUAUACACAAAGAUUCUCGAGAUAUGUCUUAAGCUUUUGAAGUUUGUCAGAACAAUGCCAGUUUAAUACAGUAAACCUUUUUUAAAUAUUU